CGUAUUUCUUGGCGCCCCGCCGACGGUAACACUACGCGGCACACUACAGCGAAAAAAAAUUCGAAACAGACGCGUUUGUCCGUUGAGUUUUGAUUUGUGAUUCCGACGCGCAGCCGUUGAGCGCAAUUCGCUUACAUUGUUGAUCAUUUUGUUGGUUAAAUUGCUUAAGCAGGUACGCGGUAUCGCUAACAAAAGGACGAAGAACCGGGCGACGCUGCCUAUGCGCGUCUGUGCUUGUGUGUUUGUGUGUGUGCGUGAGCCGCCGCUUUUUAAUUAAAUCACAAAUAAAUUGUAACAAAAAGUAGAAAAACAAACAAACAUGGAAAUGAUGCGCGCUAAAUGCAUGAAAACAGCGUCCAGUUAAUGAAAGUAAACGAAUCGAGUACAAACGAAUUAUUUGUCUCCUUGUGCGUUCGUUUUAUUGUGUUUCGAGUUCUGUUGGUGUGUGUUUUUGUGUAUGUUCCACGAGUUGUUCGCCUUAAAAAAGUAACUGCAGAAGAUCCAUGGAAAUGGAGACCAUUGAAGAGCAAUCGAAGUGCGAGAUGUCCAUAACAACGCUGCCCACGCGCAUCUGCCUGGUGGGAGGCGUUGGCCAGGACGCGGACACGCUGCAGGCAGCCGAAUCCUUUGGCCUGCCCAUCGUUACGUCGGACACGGGUCUGGACAUCCUCGGCGAGUCGUCGGACUGGCGAACGUUCUACGUGCUGGACGACUUCGAGGGUGCCAGCUUCGAGGCGAUACACAAGCAAAAGGAAUGCAUUCUGGGACCGCCGGCUUUGAAGUACGCGGCCGAGAUGAAACAGACACUGGGCCAGAACUCGCGGCCCAUUUACAAUUACGCGAUGCGCGGCGUGGUCACUUGUUUUACGGGCAUACGCAAGAAGGAUGAGCUGACGAAGCUGGUUAAUCUCAUUCACUCGAUGGGUGGCUGCAUUAAAAAGGAUCUGAACACGAAGACCACGCAUUUGAUUUGCAACCACAGUGGCGGCGAAAAGUACCAGUACGCCAAAACCUUUCGGUUGACCGUGGUUCGUCCUGCUUGGGUGUUUGCCGCUUGGGCGGAUCGUAAUUCGCUGGAGUUCGAUGCCACGCAAGAGAACUUCACCAAGACGCAUCGCCUGAAGGCAUUCGAGGGUCAAAAGAUUUGCUUCUUUGGAUUCCCUGUGGAGGAGCAUCAGCAUAUGGUGGAUGUACUUUUAGAAAACGGAGGCGUUUGUGCCGAGCUCGAUGAUCCGGAGUGCUCGCAUGUCGUGAUGCCCAAUACGGGCGCAGUAUUUACAAGCACUAGCACUAGCACAGAUACUAACCCAAGCACCCUAAUUAACCCACCCGAAUCCCAAAUCCCAGGCAGUAGUAGUGCAUCGCAGGCGGGGGAAGAAGAGCAGCGAAAGGCUGAGCAGGCGGAAAUCAAAAAGAUGGAUUACUCACACGCCGAAACGGACAAUGGAAUGAGAUUGGACAUUGACCAGGAGCAAAAAGAGAAUCAAGGCAUUGAAGACGAAGACGACAUUCACUUUGACGAACGCCUGUUUGUGGAGGCGGCCGAUAUUAUAAACCACGGAGAGGACCAAUUGCCUGAAUCAGAUGAAGAAGACCAGGAGGAGGAGCAGAAACCCAAGGUCGAGGAGGUUCUAAAAGAACAGGAAGUUGAGGAGGAUGUGCAAGCCAGCACGCCAAAGACUAGUAAAAUAAGAACUAGCUUAAAGGCUGCCACGCCUCUUAGCUCACCCGAAAUGGAUGGCAUUGCUUUGGACUUCGAGGGCACCACCCAGAACAUUUCACCCAUUUUAAAAGCUAUUGACGAGUGUGACUUAGAGACAGAUGAUCUGCCGCCUUCGGAGAAUGAUCUAAAGCGCAAGAGGGAAAGCUUCGACAAUGUGUCCCUGAUGUCAGUGGAUUCCUUUGCCCUGCCGGCGAGCACGAAAAAACCCAAACUCAUACGCACAGGAUCAAUUUCGAGGACUCUUCGGCGAUCUGUUAGCUUUGUUGCCGAACCAUUGAUGAAAACUUUACGGCCGCGCAGGAGUUCAGUGGCGGACGCAUCCAGUUUCAUUGGAAGCGAGGCAGCCGAUAAUUCAAUUUGCUCACUAGCCUCCUCAAUAAAUUUAACCCUAAAUGACUCCAUCAGAAAGCCAGUCAAGGAGAAGCUGCGCAGCUUUUGCGGCAGGAUCACAAGAAGCAGCAGUCGUAGGCAUGACAGAGGUGUCGAGGGCACUCCGGAAUGUACCACCCUAUUGGACAGUGGCUUCAAGACGCCAAAAGCACCCAAGCUCAGAUCUACGGCCACGCCCAAAACAGCCAAGCGACUCUUCGGCCCCGUCUCCGGUGUUGUUUCCGCAUUGACCCUUACUAACCCAUCCACACCCACCCCGAAUCCUAAUCCGAAUACGAAUUGCACCGCCACUUUGGAUGUCAACGAUGCCUCCACCCACACAUUCGCUUUCUGUGCUGCUGCCGUCACGCCUGCAAUGCAAUCAUCAUCAUCAUCGUCAUCUCCCAUACUAUCGACUUCGAUCGCUGUACAUAGCUCGGUGCAAGUAAUUAAGUCUCCCGAAGAGUCGACAACGAGGCGUCACAGCCCCGCGCCCAUAGAAGAACCCAUGGCAAUGGUGGUUGACGAGCACACGACUUUGACAAAGCCGGAGCCGAAGAAUAAUCACACGCAUAUCCUGAAAUCAGACUGGUUCUGGUAUACCAUACAGAAUGGCUAUGCCAAUGAGAUGGACUAUCUGUUUGGCGACUAUUUGGAUAGCAUCACGAAUACACCGAACACAGAUCGUCGGGAUUCCUUACCCAUUAGCUUUAACAAGAGGAAACGCAAGCGUUUUUCGCAACGCAUCCAGCUGGAGGGUACUCCGUUGGGUUCCGGAAAACGACGCUCCUCCGUUUCGGAUGCCGGUCUACUGUCCGUAUCAAAUAGUUUGUUCGACUGCACCACCAGUCCGGAUAAACUGGAGUCGGAUAAGCUGCUGCAUGCCGAGCCGGAGGCGAGUGAUGCCACUCCAGCCAAGAAAUCGAUGCGCUUUAAUCACUUUAUGGACUUUUAUACCACAGAGUCCAACUACGUGGGCAUAUUGGACACCAUACUGAAUCUUUUUAAAAACAAGUUGGAAGAGUUGGCCGAAACCAAUGAUCCGCUGCUCAAUAAGUCGGAGAUCAAGACGAUCUUUGGCAACUUCCUGCCUAUCCACGAGGUACACCAAAGCAUGCUGGAGCAUCUGCGGAAGUUGCAUGCUAACUGGCGGGAGGAUUGUCUUAUUGGAGACAUAAUCAUUCAACAUCGCGACGAGCUGAUAAAGGCGUAUCCACCAUACGUCAACUUCUUCGAGCAGAUGAAGGAGCAACUGCAGUACUGCGAUCGGGAAUAUCCGCGUUUCCACGCCUUUCUGAAGAUUAAUCAAACGAAACCGGAGUGCGGACGCCAAGGUCUACAGGAUCUGAUGAUCCGUCCGGUUCAGCGAUUGCCCAGUAUCAGUCUGUUGCUAAAUGAUAUCCUAAAACAUACGACUAGUGGCAAUGCAGAUCACGGACGUUUGGAGGAGGCUCUGAAAGCCAUCAAGCAGGUGACACUGCAUAUCAACGAGGACAAAAGGAGGACAGAAUCGCGCAUGGCCAUCUUCGAUAUAUUCAACGAUAUCGAAGGGUGUCCGGCGCAUUUAGUGAGUUCCAACCGCAGCUUUAUCCUAAAGUGUGAGGUGAACGAGCUCUCCGACUCGCUGAGCGGUCGUGGUGAUAGCCUGGUCCUGUACCUGUUCUCCGAUUCCAUUGAGCUGUGCAAGCGGCGUUCUAAAGGAUUCAACACUGCAAAGUCGCCAAGCACGGCCAAGACGCAUAAGCAUCUCAAACUGAUAUCCCUGAAUACGAUCCGGCUAGUGAUUGACAUCUCGGAUAGUCCAAGAGCUUUUGGUUUGCUCUUGCGGGGCGAUAAGGAGAAGCUCUAUACGUUUACGAUCAGUGAUGAGGAGACGGAUAAGUCGGUCUAUGUAAAGAAAUUGUGCAACCAGAUUGCAGCCCACACCUGCCGUACUGAUGCGGACAAACUUUUGAUUUGUCGUACCUCCCAGGAACUGGAGGUGGACAUAAGCGAUGUGAAUGUCAGCACGCUCAGCAAAGCCUUUAAACUGGCAGCCAAAACGCGACUCAAGGUGGGUCGUGCUUUCUCCUUCAACAAGACGCCCAACAAACUGAAACGGGCCGUAUCCACGAUGAUGACUUCGCCGUUUGGCAGCACCAACUCUCUAACACCUGCCUCUCAAUUGGCCCAGAUGCGUUUGGCCAGCUGCACGAAUAUAAAUGAGGUUGAUGAUGAGGACUGUGCAAGCAUGCGAAGCAGUUCCCCGUCAACACAAUCCGAGAUGCUAGUGGUGCCGCCACUUUCGGUGCAACCCACGCGGAAAAACAAGGCCGUUGUUGGCCGCAUUUAGAGCUGAUGAUGAUGAUUCCACAGUCAAUUUGUGUAUUCCAUUUUGGAAGUCUCUUUGGAGAGAGACUCGCUUGCAGUGCUAUUCCCUGGGCAUUGGUCGCCCAUGUCCGAGUGCAUAAACAAGCUUCGAAUUCGAAAUCUCACAACACAACCAGAAACAAAUUAUCAAGCGUCCAAUAUUGUUUAGAUUUUAAAAUGUAUUGUUAAGUUGCACAUGUCGAUAGGAAGGCUCGGAAAUGUUGAAGCGUUUGCCGGAGCUGUCGAUUGAUCAUGAUUAACUUGUAAAUAGUUCUCCUUAUGUGUACCCGUGCCCGAAUAAUUGUGUCGCGUCGCUAAAUGUAACCAACUACUCAUUGCAGUGACUAGGGAUCGAAUUCACGCACGCACCGAACGAUCGAUUCGAAUGGGUUUCGGUCGGAUGAUCGCCACACCGCAACAAGCUGUGAAUGUUUACUGAGUAAAUUUUUUAAAAACCCUACCUUACCAUAUUGAUUAUAACUCAACGAUUUUGCUUGAGUAGGCAAUUACGACCCUAAGUCGUAAGGCAUUCAAAGCAUGAAGAUGUUUAAGUUAAUAUAUGAACCAUGAUUAAAGGAAAACAUUUUUAAA
This is a messenger RNA of Drosophila simulans, 5032 nucleotides long. RefSeq names its product protein ECT2 (gene pbl). The transcript is spliced from 12 exons. Gene Ontology annotation, biological process: mitotic cytokinesis; nervous system development; activation of GTPase activity. Gene Ontology annotation, cellular component: nucleus; cell cortex. Gene Ontology annotation, molecular function: guanyl-nucleotide exchange factor activity; GTPase activator activity. The record is from RefSeq and is a predicted model, not a curated record. Bases 504 to 4424 code for a protein of 1306 amino acids. NCBI's taxonomy places the organism in Eukaryota, Metazoa, Arthropoda, Insecta, Diptera, Drosophilidae.